Molecule: messenger RNA, 1693 nt
Organism: Wyeomyia smithii (pitcher-plant mosquito)
Lineage: Eukaryota; Metazoa; Arthropoda; Insecta; Diptera; Culicidae
Gene: Marc
Product: mitochondrial amidoxime-reducing component 1
Exons: 5
Coding region: 436-1503 (355 amino acids)
Molecular function (GO): pyridoxal phosphate binding; molybdenum ion binding; catalytic activity
Source: RefSeq, a predicted model, not a curated record
CUUUUUGAAAAGAUAUUCGUCGACUGAUCGAAGUUGGAGAGAGAUGAAUAUAGUAUCAUAUUUGCUCUUUUUUUCUUUCUUUCUUACCCACCCCAACUGCACACUUGCAUCCCAUUGCACAGUAGUAAAUCGAUACGACAUAAACAAACCCCCCAAAACCGGCAAAAAAGUUGCUUAUACCGUGUGUUAUCUGGCUUAUCAAUCUUCUUUCUUUACGUAGACAGUGAUUUAAAGACGCCCGGAGGCACUAUCUAGCGAAGUUGAGCUUAUCUCGCGUUGUUCUACAAGCGGUAAAAAAACGCAUUAUCAGUUCUGUGGCCAGGGCGUAUCAAUCAUAGUUGUUUCUCCUUAGUAUGAACUAGACUGUCGGGGAAUAUCAUUUGAGUCUGCUAAUUGCGCGCUGGAAUUGAUUGGUUUUUGGUCGUACAUUCAAACAUGAUAUCUACGGGAAAACUAACGAAUCGAGUUUCUCUUCUAAAAAUAGAACUGUUCUCCGAGUCAUCCACUGGCAGUGGCAGUGGAAACGUGCGGAAUGCACUACUUGUUGCGGCCGGAGUUGGUGUGGCCACCCUGAUCGGUUAUGGUGCCUAUCGGUGUUUGAAGAAGCACUUGGAAAAUAUACCACCGAAAGAGUGGCGUCGUGUCGGCGAGGUGACGGACAUCAACAUCUAUCCAAUCAAAUCGUGCGGAGCGAUUCGCGUCAACCAGAUUGAGUGUUCUGUAAUUGGGCCUCGAGUGCAUUUGAUGCGAGAUCGAAUAUUCAUGGUUAUCCAAACCGAUGGGACGUUUAUAACGGGCCGAGCCUAUCCGAGGAUGGUACUGGUGCAACCGAAGUUUGAUGAGGCGUAUGAAACGAUGACACUGUCGGCCCCAGGAAUGCUGGAUAUUUCGAUCGAUGUGCGUCGCCUGUUUGCCAUAGAAUCGGUCAGUGCCUCCGUUUGGGGACAAACAGUGGCUACCGUUGACUGCGGGGAGGAUGUCGCACGGUGGCUUUCCCGCUUUUUGCUCAGUGAAGACUUCGGUCUGCGUUUGGUGUUCUAUCCGCAUGAGGUGUCCUACCGGGAGGUGCGGGGAAAGAACAAAAUCUUCCCCCAUCUGACGGCACGGGAUUCGGGGGCACUGCACGAUGCGACCAGUUAUAUGCUGAUAACGGAAGCGUCCGUUUCGGAUGUAAAUGCCAAGCUGGAAAAACCGGUGACGGCUCUGCAGUAUCGACCCAACUUUGUCGUGAAAGGACCAACCGCCUACGAGGAAGACGACUGGCAGUGGAUCAAGAUUGGCGAGACCAUCUACAGGAAUGUGAAACCUUGCACCAGAUGCAUCUUUAUUAACGUGGAUCCCGAAACCGGAAUUUCCAGUACGACCGCUGAGCCACUGAAAACACUCAAGACUUACCGCCGAAACCCCAAGGUGGGAGGUGACAAUCCCAUUCUAGGAAUGCAAAUGGGCGUCAAAAAGGAAGGAACCGUGCGACUUGGCGACGUCGUUUACGUGGGAUGCUAAUAGCCGAUGUCCACUUUCGUAGAGCUGCGUUUUUUGUUAUUGCAUUUUAUUAAGUCACUGCAAAGUGUUAGUAUUGUCAGGACUGAUGAUAUAAAAAGUAUUAUUUCUAGCUCCUUAGGUAUGGGAAAGGAUAGGAAAAUCGAAAACUACAUUUCUUAUUGAAAUAUAGAAGCAAUAUGGCGUCGGAAAA